This is a messenger RNA of Caenorhabditis briggsae, 1350 nucleotides long. The coding region runs from base 1 to 1350 and encodes 449 amino acids. The record is from RefSeq and is a predicted model, not a curated record. The transcript is spliced from 8 exons. Lineage: Eukaryota; Metazoa; Nematoda; Chromadorea; Rhabditida; Rhabditidae. Gene Ontology annotation, molecular function: G protein-coupled receptor activity. Gene Ontology annotation, biological process: G protein-coupled receptor signaling pathway. Gene Ontology annotation, cellular component: membrane.
AUGGAAUCAUUCUGCAAGGAGGUCAGUGUCAAUGAGACUUUGGCACUUGCAGCCGAGCUCAAGACGGUUAAAGAGUGGUUUACUUCUAUACAGGUGUUCUGUUGUAUACUUGGAGUAAUUGGAAAUGUUCUUAAUAUUCGAACUCUUCAAAGUGGUACAUUACAAACUGUUCCUUUUAUGUACAUACGCGCUUUGGCAUAUUUCGAUUUGAUUGCUCUUACUAUGAUACUCAAUCAUUUCGGUUUAAUCCGAUUUUCUAGCAUUGCUCCUAUUAUGUUCUUCACAACUUAUAUUGAAGCUCCAGUGAUUAACACAUUUUUGAUCGCCGGCCUAUAUUGUGCAUUCUGUCUCACUAUUGAAAGAUAUUGUCUGAUAUCUAGACCUCAUCACCGCCCGUCCUCAAACCCCAGAAAACAAGCACGUCGGAAGAUUGCUAUUCUGUUAGGAGUUUCAUUCUGUAUCCACCUGCCUAUGGCACUUCAACGGACCAUGAGAAGAAAUGAUUCUGGGGAGUAUGUAAUGGUUAACAAUAUUGAAAUUCUGUGCCAAGAACCGUAUUGGUCAAUUUACAACUAUUACAAGCUAGCUAGAGAAUGUGUUCGAGUUGCUAUUGUUAUUAUAAUGACAGCGUUGAAUGUUGUUAUUGCAAAACGGCUGAAACAGAACGAUGAGCGAAGAAAUCGACUUGUCAGAAGGUCAUCUCCGCAGAACAACUCCUCAAGUGGGAUGGUAACAGAUUCUGAUGCUAGUUUACCGCCAGCCGUCAGACGAGAAGAAUCAUAUUUCCUCAGAAGUUUCACUGAGGGCCGACUAACUAUUCUUAUGGCCGUCAUAUGUUUCAUAUUCGUUGUUGGAAACAUUCCUCAAAUUGUCGUUAUGAUUCUGCAAAACGAGGCUAUGGAGCACAAUUUCAAAUUUCAGCUCUAUCGUCAUUGCUCAAACACUUUAGAAGUGCUUAACCACUGUCUCAAUUUCUAUGUAUUUUGUGUGGCGAGUCGUGAAUAUACCAGAGCGUUUGUGAAUAAUUGUGUAUGCCUACAAAGAGUAGUCUACAAGUUUCCAUUCUGUCGAAAAAUUGUCUUCAGUCGGAGAAGUAGCAGUGUGAUGGUACCUGCGGGAGGUUUCGGAAUCGGAAACAGAGAUUACCUAAGUAUGGAGUCUUUUCAUGAUCCUAACAAUGUUGGCGAGAACGCUGCAAGCCCAUUCGUUCAUGCUGAUCCAAAUGUCCGGGGAAUUCUUGUAACUGCUAAUCGUGAAACAGGAACUCGCCAAAAGAAAUCUUUAACGAUUGUGAACCAUAAUGCUACUGAUGGCGAAGGACCAUCAAGUAACGGAGCCACGCAAAUAUAA